This is a messenger RNA of Cololabis saira (Pacific saury), 9251 nucleotides long. Its product is annotated as voltage-dependent N-type calcium channel subunit alpha-1B-like. Gene Ontology annotation, molecular function: high voltage-gated calcium channel activity. The record is from RefSeq and is a predicted model, not a curated record. Gene Ontology annotation, biological process: chemical synaptic transmission; calcium ion import across plasma membrane. Lineage: Eukaryota; Metazoa; Chordata; Actinopteri; Beloniformes; Belonidae. Gene Ontology annotation, cellular component: neuronal cell body; voltage-gated calcium channel complex; membrane.
AGGGAGUGAGGGAAGACACCAGUGGAGCUGUCGGGGAGCACGCAGGACGGAGUCCCCGCGGGCGGCAUGUCCUGAGCGGCCGGAGCCGCAGGAGCCGCGGGGGGGCCGGGGCGAGAGGCGGGGAUGCUCCUGCCCCGUCUCCGCUCUUCUUCCUCGGUCGUCAGUGUCGGAGCGUCCCGCUCUCCUCUCCCUCUCCCGCCACCGCUGCAGCCGCCGUCAUGGCUCGAGGCUUCGAGGACGAGCCGUCCAGCCGCUACGGGGGCCCCGCGGGGCCGGGCCGGGGCCCCCCGGGGGCCCCCCGGGUCUACAAGCAGACGAUGGCCCAGCGGGCCCGGACCAUGGCCCUGUACAACCCCAACCCCGUCCGGCAGAGCUGCCUCUCCGUCAACCGCUCCCUGUUCCUCUUCAGCGAGGACAACGUCGUCAGGAAGUACGCCAAAAAGAUCACCGAGUGGCCUCCGUUCGAGUACAUGAUCCUGGCCACCAUCAUAGCCAACUGCAUCGUCCUGGCCCUGGAGCAGCACCUGCCGGCCUCCGACAAAACCCCCAUGUCAGAGCGUCUGGACGACACAGAGCCUUAUUUUAUUGGAAUAUUUUGUUUCGAGGCUGGGAUCAAGAUCAUCGCCCUGGGCUUUGCGUUUCACAAAGGCUCCUACCUACGUAAUGGCUGGAAUGUAAUGGACUUUGUGGUGGUCUUAACAGGGAUCCUGGCCACGGCGGGGGCCGACUUCGAUCUGAGGACCCUGAGAGCAGUGAGGGUCCUGCGGCCCCUAAAACUCGUCUCCGGCAUUCCAAGUCUUCAGGUUGUCCUAAAGUCCAUCAUGAAGGCCAUGGUACCUCUGCUACAGAUCGGCCUACUCCUCUUCUUCGCCAUCCUCAUGUUCGCAAUCAUCGGCCUUGACUUCUACAUGGGCAAGUUCCACUACACCUGCUUCAGAUCAGACUCAGGUGAGCAGGUAGCAGAUUUCCCGUGUGGCCAGGAGGCUCCGGCGAGGACCUGCGGCAACGGCUCCGUCUGCAGGGACUACUGGAUCGGCCCCAGCUACGGCAUCACCAACUUCGACAACAUCCUCUUCGCUGUUCUCACCGUGUUCCAGUGCAUCACCAUGGAGGGAUGGGUGGACAUCCUCUACAACGCGAAUGAUGCUUCAGGGAACACGUGGAACUGGCUGUACUUCAUCCCCCUCAUCAUCAUCGGGUCCUUCUUCAUGCUGAACCUGGUGCUGGGCGUGCUGUCGGGGGAGUUUGCAAAGGAACGGGAGCGAGUGGAGAAGAGGCAAGAAUUCCUGAAGCUCCGCCGGCAGCAGCAGAUUGAGAGAGAGUUGACGGGUUACCUGGAGUGGAUCUGCAAAGCAGAGGAGGUGAUGCUGGCUGAGGAAGACAAGCAUGCAGAGGAGAAGUCGCUGGAUGGAGCAUGGUACAAAAAGAAACACAACAACUCUGUGUUGAAAAGGACUAAAAAGAGUAAGAAUGACCUCAUCAGUGCAGAGGAGGGCGACGACCACUUCACAGACAUCUCAUCUGUUGCUCCCCCAGGGUCACCGUUUGCACGAGCGAGUGUGAAGAGCAAGAACGAGAACUCCUCUUAUUUCCGGAGGAAAGCGAAGAGGAUUCGGUUCACCACCCGCCGUCUGGUCAAGUCCCAGAGCUUCUACUGGACGGUGUUGUGUCUCGUUGGCCUCAACACGCUGUGUGUAGCCAUAGUGCACUACGACCAGCCCGAGUGGCUCACCUACGCACUCUACCUGGCUGAGUUUGUGUUCUUGGGCCUGUUCCUGGCUGAGAUGUCCAUGAAGAUGUACGGCCUCGGCCCCCAGAACUACUUCCACUCCUCCUUCAACUGCUUUGAUUUUGGGGUCAUCAUCGGCAGCAUCUUUGAGGUGAUCUGGGCUGCCAUCAAACCCGGGGCCUCGUUCGGGAUCAGCGUUCUGCGAGCACUGAGACUUCUCCGGAUCUUCAAAGUCACCAAGUACUGGAACUCUCUGAGGAACCUGGUUGUAUCCCUGCUCAACUCCAUGAAGUCCAUCAUCAGCUUGUUGUUCCUUCUCUUCCUCUUCAUCGUGGUCUUCGCUCUGCUCGGCAUGCAGCUGUUUGGCGGCCAAUUUAACUUUGACGAUGAAACGCCAACGACCAACUUUGACACCUUCCCAGCAGCCAUUCUCACGGUGUUUCAGAUCCUGACCGGGGAGGACUGGAACGCCGUCAUGUACCACGGCAUCGAGUCACAGGGGGGAGUGCACGGGGGAAUGUUCUCCUCCAUUUACUUCAUCGUCCUUACUCUCUUUGGAAACUAUACACUCCUAAAUGUCUUUUUGGCCAUUGCUGUUGAUAAUCUUGCAAAUGCCCAGGAGCUCACUAAGGAUGAAGAAGAACAGGAGGAGGCCAUCAACAAGAAGUUGGCCAUGCAGAAGGCCAAGGAGGUGAAGGAGGUCAGCCCCAUGUCGGCUACUAACAUUUCCAUCACAGCGAGUUAUGUCUGCACCCCAGUCCAUCACUACCUGAGUAAGGAGCAGCUAAGGCCAGUGAAGAUGAUAUCAGUGUGGGAGCAGAGGGCCAACCAGAUGAGGAAACAGAACUGGGCGAGCUGUGAGGCUCUGUACAACGAACUGGAGUCAGAAGAGCGUAUCCGCCUGUCGUCGGCCCUUCACAUCCGGCCUGACAUGAAGACCCACCUGGACCGGCCCCUGGUGGUUGAGUCCAGCGACGGGGCUCUGCAGGGCGGUCACCAGCAUCACCACCACAAGACCUACACACCAGAGGAAGGCAAGACUACUACCGAUCCACCUUCAUCUCCUCGCCAUUCCCACCAUCGCCACCACCGCCACCCAGACAGAGGUCGCGCCAAAUCCAAGGAGGAGGCCAACGACAACGGUGGCCCUGGGAAGGAGGGGAGGCGCCACGUCCAUCACAUUCGCUCCAAAGAGCACGACUGCAGCCGGAGCAAAGACGGCAAGAGCGAGAGGUCACGUAGUCGAGAGGGAGGCGGGAUGCAGCACCAUCAGAGUUCAGUGGAGGACGGUGGAGGUAGAGGAGUCACCGGUGAGAAACACCGUCAUCAUCACUCUCAUCGACAGUCCCGAGGGGGCAAUGGGACGGUGAACAACGAUGGAAAGGGAGAGCGAAGAUCCCGUCGCAAAGAUGGACGUUCAUCUAACAGAGAGGUGGACAGGAACUCCAGAGGCCAAAGUGUGACUAAUGGAGAGAGAAGGAGGCAUCGCACUCAUGGGUCCCGGGGCCAGACCACGGCUGGAGGAGAGGAGCCCACGGAGAAGGAGAAGAUCCACAGUCACAGGUUUGGUGACUCGGAGGGAGACUCGUCAGCCAUCUCCCCCCAGCAGGAAACCAGUUUCCCGGCUGACCAUCCAGAGGACUCGGACAACCAGAAGAAUAUUAGAAGAACCAGCCAAUCCUCUGUUCACAUUCCCCCUGUGACCAUCACCUCCCCACCUGGAGAGACCACCCUGAUACAAAUGAACAGUAUUGACUGUGAAAUGAUGCCCAUGAAUGAGAAGGCCCUGGAGGAUUUGUGCCAAACGGGACCCAAACCCAUCCUGCCGUACAGUUCCAUGUUCAUGUUUGGACAGACCAAUCCGGUGAGGCGGUUAUGUCACUACAUUGUGACUCUGCGGUAUUUUGAAAUGUCCAUCCUGGUUGUCAUUGCCAUGAGUAGCAUCGCUCUGGCAGCAGAGGACCCCGUCUGGACUAACGCGCCUCGCAACCAGGUGCUCAAAUAUCUGGACUACGCCUUCACUGGUGUUUUCACUUUUGAAAUGGUGAUCAAAAUGGUGGACCUGGGCCUCCUGCUCCAUCCAGGAUCUUACUUCAGAGACCUGUGGAACAUCCUAGACUUCAUCGUGGUCAGUGGGGCCCUGGUGGCUUUUGCCUUUUCGAGCUUCAUGGGUAGAUCGCAGCAAGGUGUGACCAGGGGGACUAAAGGCAAAGACAUCAGCACCAUCAAGUCCCUGAGGGUUCUCCGGGUACUCCGGCCUCUCAAGACCAUCAAGCGUCUGCCAAAACUCAAGGCGGUGUUUGACUGUGUGGUCAACUCUUUGAAAAACGUGCUGAACAUCCUUAUUGUUUACAUCCUCUUCAUGUUCAUUUUUGCGGUUAUCGCAGUCCAGCUCUUCAAGGGGAAAUUCUUCUAUUGCACCGAUGAGUCGAAAGGCCUGGAGAAGGACUGCAAAGGACAGUUUCUGGACUACGACAAAGAGGAGGUGUCAGCCAUGCCCAGAGAGUGGAGAAAGUACGAGUUCCACUAUGACAACGUGCUGUGGGCGUUCCUCACUCUCUUCACCGUCUCCACCGGGGAAGGCUGGCCCACCGUUUUGAAGCACUCUGUGGAUGCCACAUUCGAAGACGAGGGUCCCAGUCCCGGAUACCGAAUAGAAAUCUCCAUCUUCUACGUGGUCUACUUUGUGGUUUUCCCUUUCUUCUUUGUCAACAUCUUUGUGGCUUUGAUCAUUAUCACCUUCCAGGAGCAGGGAGACAAAGCCCUGUCUGAGUGCAGCUUGGAAAAGAACGAGAGAGCUUGUAUUGACUUUGCCAUAAAUGCCAGACCUUUGACGCGCUACAUGCCUGAGAACACGCAGUCCUUCCAGUACAGGAUGUGGAAGUUCGUUGUCUCAGCUCCAUUCGAGUACUCUAUCAUGAUCAUGAUAGCUCUCAACACCGUGGUACUCAUGAUGAAGUUCCAUGGAGCUCCAGAUUUCUAUGAAGCGUUGCUGAAGAACCUCAACAUUGUAUUUACGACUCUGUUCUCUCUUGAGUGCAUUCUGAAGAUCAUUGCUUUUGGUCCACUGAACUACUUGAAGGACGCCUGGAACAUGUUUGACUUUGUGACGGUGUUGGGCAGCAUCACAGACAUCCUAGUCACAGAAAUCAAUACUACGAACAAGCUGCUGAACCUGAGCUUCCUGAGACUGUUCAGAGCUGCUCGCCUCAUCAAGCUGCUGAGACAAGGCUACACCAUCCGCAUCCUGCUGUGGACCUUUGUCCAGUCCUUUAAGGCCCUGCCGUACGUGUGCCUGCUGAUCGCCAUGCUGUUCUUCAUCUACGCCAUCAUUGGGAUGCAGGUCUUUGGCAAUAUUGAGCUGAACGACGACACAGCAAUCACUCACCACAACAAUUUCCGCACGUUCCUCCAGGCUCUCAUGCUGCUUUUCAGGAGCGCUACCGGAGAAGCCUGGCACGAGAUCAUGUUGUCUUGUCUGAGUCACCGAGCCUGUGAUGAGCAGGCAGGCUCUGGGAAAACAUGUGGCAGUGAUUUUGCUUACUUCUACUUUGUCUCCUUCAUCUUCCUUUGCUCCUUCCUGAUGCUGAACCUGUUUGUGGCUGUCAUAAUGGAUAACUUUGAGUACCUUACCCGAGACUCCUCUAUCCUAGGGCCUCAUCACCUCGAUGAAUUCAUUCGGGUUUGGGCUGAAUACGACCCAGCUGCUUGUGGCCGUAUCAAGUACCUCGAUAUGUAUCAGAUGCUGCUCCACAUGCCCCCACCCUUAGGUUUGGGGAAGAAAUGCCCACCAAGAAUCGCCUACAAGCGCCUCGUCAAAAUGAACAUGCCCAUUGCUGAUGACACCACGGUUCACUUCACCUCCACCCUGAUGGCUCUGAUCCGCACCGCGCUGGAGAUCAAACUGGCCUCAGGAAUGGUCGUCCAGCGAUUGUUGGAUGCUCAGUUAAAGAAAGAGUUGUCUACAGUUUGGCCCAACCUCUCCCAAAAGAGCAUGGAUCUGUUGGUGACGCCACACAAGCCCAAUGAGUUGACGGUAGGAAAGGUUUACGCUGCGCUGAUGAUCUUCGACUAUUACAAGCAGAAUCGCGCGAGGAGGCUGCAGCUGCAGCAGCACAGCGGCUCCAACUCGCAGUGCAAGGUGGGCGCUCUGUUUAAGCCCUUGCUGCCUCUGACUCACAUGCAGGAGAGCAACAUGAUAAACAGUGAGGUUCCUCCCAGCAUGCCUCAGCUCCAGAACAAACCCAAUUCCAAACCCCAUCCACUGACCAGUCCCAGCUCCAACUCUCUCAACAACAAAGGCACACCGUCCAGUUAUGAUCACAGGAUCAGGUCGUCAUCGUCCUGGGGGAUGGAAAAGCACAAGGAAGUGGACCGUGAUAAAAUGAAGAAAACCUUGUCUGGGGGGCCGUCAGAGGACACUCCCAACACCACCGUCAUUCAGGAGUCAGUGGAAAUGAGGAAAAUGGAGACCAGCAUCAGCAGCUCCAUCACCAUCCCUGACUCAGGACUGGAGAGUCAGAGCAGAGCGGCCUCCAUGCCUCGACUCAGUGCUGAGACCCAGUCCGUCCAUCACACCAGCCCGAUGAGGCACUCGGCCUCCGCCGCGGGGCCCCAGCGGAGGCCCCCAGAGGGGACCCUGCAGGAGCCCGACCCGGAGAAACCUCGGCAGGAGCGGGUCCACCACCAUCACCACCACCACCGCUGCCACCACCGCCGAGACAGAGACAGAGACAGAGAGAAGAGGCAGAGGUCUCUGGACAUGCCUCUGGGGGGUCAACUCCCUGGCUCCGCUGGAGUUCCAGGAGAGCCGGUACCUGACCCAGCUGCUGCCAGAGACCCGGCCCCGGACCGCGGCCGCUCCCAGGACAGGAAACACCACCACUCCUCUGCAGACAGGCAGCGCUACUACUCCUGCGACCGCUACUGCGGCCGGGAGCACUGCUCCACCAAGUCUGCUGCCGCCAGCUGCGCCGUCUCCCCCAGCGAGGGCCCGGAGCCCAGGAACCCGCAGGGCAGUGGUUGGGUUAAAGACGGUGUGGUGGCUCUGAACUCCAGUUCUAGCGCACCGAGCCGUGGACGUCGGCAGCUCCCGCAGACCCCGCUCACCCCGCGACCCGGCGUCGCAUACAAGACUUCCACUUCCUCCCCAGUGCACAGCGUGUCCAGCCAGGCGUCUUGGAUCCCCAGCCGGCUGAGCCGCGACCUGUCGGAGCACACGGCCCUCCGCCACGGCGGCUCCCACCACUCCCCCUGUCCCGUCACUCGGAUCUGCUCCGAGCCCUUCCUGGGCCGGGGCCAUGGAGAGACCCCGGGCAGCCCCCACGGCAGCCUCCAGGACCAGUUGGAUGUCUUCCAGGACACGCCGUCACACUCCCCCAGCUCCAGUGCCGGGAGUUCAUCUCGGACCACACUGCCUCGCGCCAUGGGAGCCCUACUCCCAACUCUUGGUGUAGAGCUUGACGUACCCAACGGGUACCACUUCAGUCUUGGGGCUGACACCAGCUCAGGCUCUGGCACCAAGGUCCGGAGGUACAGGAGGUAGAGGAGGGUGAAUGGUGCUAGCAUGGCUUUAAACGUACCUUUUUUAAUGCAUUUUUGGAAGAUUUGUGAUGAGUUUUAUCAUCUUCUUUAAAGGCUUUCGUUUACAUUGUCACUGUGUGUUUGAUGCUGAAUUGUAACCCAAAUGUGGAGAGUGAAGGAUGAAGAACACAUGUGAAGAGGGGGAUGCUUUAUAAGAAUCCUCUCCACCAAAGAGCACGUAGCAUUACCAAACAGAAGAGCGAUCUGCGAUAGCCCUCCUGAGAUAUCCGACCAUGGCUGUUCUCGCUUUAACUCCAGUGUUUUGUUGACACCACCAUUUUAAACCAAACCAACAUGACAUGACCUGACGUAGCCACUUUAUACAUUCAAGCAUAACACACCAGGACUCUGGAAAUGGGAGAGGUCCAUGGACGUGGACAUAGACGACUGGCCGACUCUCACCUAAAGGUUCAAGCUCUUUUCAGGCAAAGCCUUCAGGCAAAGUACUGACGUAUUUGCUGUUUUAUUCCGGAGUGACUGGUUUGUCAUUCACACGACGGUUCUCGUGCUACACCUGCUGCCUUUUUCCAUCUUUGGGAAGGUGGGGUUGUGCUCUGUGCAGUUAACUUUUUGGACAAAUAGCAGUUUAUAAAAACAAUUACCAGUGUGUCCCAUGUUUCACCCUCCCAUUUGGAGGCGACACAAAUGUUCCCCUUGUGUGAGACAAGUAUGUCAGCAAACAGCCAGCAGACACAGACACGAGCACUCAUUAGAGCAUGGGUUUUUGAAUACGACCAAAGGCCUGGUCUUAUUCUAAUUUGAAAGCUUUCCACAGGAGUUAACAGCAAAAUGCUAAAUUAACAGUAAUGUAUCCAAAUUAAUAUGGACAACUUGAAAUUUGAAAAACUGCAUGUUGGCGUAUAUAACAGGAAACUAGUGAGCACACCAGUCGUGGUGAAUGUCAGCUACUGUGACUACUGCCAUGCUGUUUCUUUAGCCUUCUGCCGGCCAGUUUUCCAUAAUCCUCUCAAAUGUGGGUUGGAUCUGGUUUGCAGACUGACGGACGCUCGUCUGCUCGCGUAGCCUCGUGUCUGUUUCACAUGUCCGGCACCAGCGGUGAAUUGUUUCAGCCAUUCCAGAGUAUUCCAGCUGUUUAGCUGACUUCACACGGCAUUGCACCAUUAUUCACGAGAAGCUUCUUUUCUUAUCCGACUGAACAGUGACGCGUCAUUUGAGUUCAGAUUGGAAUAUUUACGACACUUCCGUACCAACUCUCCGCGGACACUUUCUGGAGAUUUUCUGGCGUUUUUUCCGAAGACUUUGCCAAAAGGCUCCAGCUCUUAGCAGCCUUUCAUUAGGACUCGUCUCCACCAGCUGAUCUGUGUCUGCUCCACUGAGAAGCGUCUUCAGUAUAACAGUGGUCACUCUCCCCGGUACGACAUGGCCUUCAGCUUACACCUCAUUAUUUUGCUUAUCGUAAUUAUACAAAUAUUUAUUAGUGCAGCUUUAAAAAGACACCUUGUAGGGUUGUUUUAUAAUUAUUCCGAUCUUCGCUAAAGAUGUCAGCAGAUUCCGAGACAGCCGUGGUGGUGUGUAGUGUGUGGCAGAUAUUUGUCCAGGGUUGAUCCGUCCCCGGUUUUACAGGUUUGUACCUCAGAGGUCGGUAGUUUGUGGGUUUACUGUGCAGUCUGGCCCCAAUCCAGCGUGAGGAGGAGACAGAAGUGCUGGCCAGACGUGUUUUUAAUGAUUCAGACUCAUCAGGCGUGUUGGAGAUGCAGUUAUACCCAGUACUGGAGUUGAGGGGGGAUGAGGGGGGAUGGCAUCCCCCCUGAAAUAAAAACGGUCCAAAUCAUCCCCCCUGUAAAACUGCCAUCCCCCACUUUCCAUCCCUUAUGUCAUUUCAUCAAUAAAUGUGGUUUUACUGCUAUUUCAACAUUUAGAGUCAUCACCAGAAAAAUAACACCAGAAAAAUAACUUAUUUGACAAUUUUCGCCUGUUU